ACCCAGACACGCCACCCGCGACCCUUCUGAUCCUGAGAGAACUCUGCAGACUGCAAAGUCCCCUCCUCACCAUGGCGCCUGGAGAGAAGAUCAAAGCCAAAAUCAAAAAGAAUCUGCCGGUUCGAGGCCCCCAGGCACCAACCAUUAAGGACCUGAUGCAUUGGUACUGCCUGAACACUAACACCCACGGCUGCCGCCGCAUCGUGGUGUCCCGAGGCCGCCUUCGGCGUCUGCUGUGGAUCCUGUUCACGCUGACCGCAGUGGCCCUCAUCAUCUGGCAGUGUGCCCUCCUCGUCUUCUCUUUCUACACUGUCUCUGUCUCCAUCAAAGUUCACUUCCAGAAGCUGGAUUUCCCUGCCGUCACUAUCUGCAAUAUCAACCCCUACAAGUACAGUGCUGUGAGUGACCUUCUGACUGACUUGGACAGGGAGACAAAGCAGGCCUUGCAGUCCCUGUAUGGGGUAAAUGAUUUUCCAGAGGAUACAACUCAGAAACGCCGGGAAGCAAGAUCCAUUCAAUCCACUUGGGAAGGCCCGCCACCCAGAUUCCUCAACCUGAUCCCGCUGCUGGUCUUCAAUGAGAAUAAGAAGAGAAAGGCCAUGGACUUCUUCACUGGUCGGAAGCGGAAAAUCAGUGGGAAAAUCAUCCACAAGGCUUCCAAUGUCAUGCAUGUUCACGAGUCGAAGAAACUGGUGGGAUUUCAGUUGUGCUCAAAUGACACCUCUGACUGUGCCACCUACACCUUCAGCUCAGGAAUCAAUGCCAUCCAGGAGUGGUACAAGCUUCACUACAUGAAUAUCAUGGCGCAGGUGCCUCUAGAGAAGAAAAUCAACAUGAGCUAUUCUGCCGAAGAACUGUUGGUGACCUGCUUCUUCGAUGGGAUGUCCUGUGAUGCCAGGAACUUCACACUUUUCCACCAUCCAAUGUAUGGAAAUUGCUACACGUUCAACAACAGAGAGAAUGCCACCAUCCUCAGCACCUCCAUGGGGGGCAGUGAGUACGGACUGCAAGUCAUCUUAUACAUAAAUGAAGAUGAAUACAACCCCUUCCUGGUGUCCUCCACUGGAGCCAAGGUGCUUAUCCAUCAGCAGAAUGAAUACCCCUUCAUCGAAGAUGUGGGGACAGAGAUUGAGACGGCAAUGUCCACCUCCAUAGGGAUGCACCUGACGGAAUCCUUCAAGCUGAGUGAACCUUACAGCCAGUGCACAGAGGACGGAAGUGAUGUGCCCAUCACGAAUAUCUACAACGCUGCCUACUCCCUCCAGAUCUGCCUUUAUUCAUGCUUCCAGACGAAGAUGGUGGAAAAAUGUGGCUGUGCCCAGUACAGCCAGCCUCUGCCUCCGGCAGCCAAUUAUUGCAACUACCAGCAGCACCCCAAUUGGAUGUAUUGCUACUACCAGCUGUACCAGGCCUUUGUCCGAGAAGAGCUGGGCUGCCAGUCAGUGUGCAAGCAAGCCUGCAGCUUUAAGGAAUGGACGCUGACCACCAGCUUGGCGCAGUGGCCUUCUGAGGCUUCCGAGAAAUGGUUGCUGAAUGUUCUCACCUGGGACCGAGGCCAACAAAUAAGCAAAAAACUCAACAAGACUGACCUGGCCAAGCUCUUGAUAUUCUACAAAGACCUGAACCAAAGAUCCAUCAUGGAGAGCCCAGCCAACAGCAUUGAGAUGCUUCUGUCCAACUUUGGUGGACAGCUGGGCCUGUGGAUGAGCUGUUCUGUCGUCUGUGUCAUCGAAAUUAUCGAAGUCUUCUUCAUUGACUUUUUCUCUAUUAUCGCUCGCCACCAGUGGCAGAAAGCCAAGGAUUGGUGGGCCCGGAGGCGGGCACCUCCCUCCCCUGAGACUCACUCCAGCCAUCAGGGCCAGGAUAAUCCAGCUCUGGAUACAGAUGAUGACCUGCCCACUUUCACCUCUGCUAUGCGCCUACCUCCAGCCCCGGAAGCCCCGGUGCCUGGCACACCACCCCCCAGAUACAAUACCUUACGCUUGGACAGUGCCUUUUCCUCCCAGCUCACAGACACUCAGGUGACCAAUGAGUCCUGAGGCAGAACCAGAGGACAAUCAUAGUCUAAGGAGACUCUCUGACACAGACAGGCCCUCCUAUCCUCGCUUGAGGCUUUUGAUACAUGACUAACAGCCUACUGUGAACAGGAUGUGGCUUGGGAACCCACAGAAGGACCUGAUGGGCCCUGCCCAACAUUCAUAACUUCCAGGGUGAGUUAUACCCUGCAACCUGGACUUGGCAGUUCUGAGCUGGAGAGCCAGCAGCAAUGGCUUUGGUCAACAGUGGGCUCUUCACAGGACCCAGGAGAAGUGUGCUUCUAGAGCCCCAAGCUCAGGAGUUCACCUACAAUAUCCCUGGCCUAGGCUGUAGUCCAAGCACACCAUCUUGGGUAGCAAGGCUGGCCAGCCAUCACCUGAUGUGAUGAAAUUAGCACCAUCCUUGGGUAUCAACUGUU
Molecule: messenger RNA, 2455 nt
Organism: Microtus ochrogaster (prairie vole)
Lineage: Eukaryota; Metazoa; Chordata; Mammalia; Rodentia; Cricetidae
Gene: Scnn1g
Product: sodium channel epithelial 1 subunit gamma
Biological process (GO): sodium ion transmembrane transport
Cellular component (GO): plasma membrane; sodium channel complex
Molecular function (GO): ligand-gated sodium channel activity
Source: RefSeq, a predicted model, not a curated record